GCCCUUUUUUAUUUUUCUUCUAAAGGUAUAAAACUUCAUUCCAAUUUCAUAUUUUGACAAAGUCAAGAAGCUCAAACACAGGCCAAAAUCAUUAUCAAAAAUCAAUUUAAAAAAAAAAAAAAAACAUAGCACAUUCUCCUCGCUUAUAAGGGGAAAAAAAAUCGACUCUUUUUAACACCUUCUCUUGCUCUCUCUGUCUUCAAUCUCUCUCUCUCUCUCUCUCUGUCUCUGUGGAACACAUAGCACCAAGAAGAUCACAAGAACAUCAGCUGCUCCUGUCGUUAGCUACCUGUCUGAACUUGGAAGAUCAAGAGGAAACGAAACAUGGGUAAUGGAUACAAUCACCAUCAAAACAUGCACCUUCAUUACAAGUCUACAUUCUUGCCCAUGCUUUGUUCAAGACCUUCAAUCAAAGAUGUGGCUCUUCCCAAAUUAGAAGAUCGAUCUAUGUCCUUCUCCACUGACCCUUUAUCUCCAAAGAUCGGUUGCAUGGGCCAAGUCAAGAGACACAACAACAAGAUAGUCGGCAUCCCAUCUUCUAACAAGAUCACCAUCACCACCACCAGAAACGACACUCCUUCUUCUGUCGUUAAGUACUCUAAGCUAAAGAGGAUCUUCUCUGCCAAGAAUAGUUUCACUGCCUCCAUACCAAAUUCUACUUCUACUUCUUGUAGAAGAAGAGGAGUUAAUGGUGCAAGAGGAUCCAAGAUUAUUGCUGACAGUAAAGAGAAUUCUGUUUCUAUUAACAUAGAAAAUAUGGAUCCUCCUUUGCCUGUGAUCAAGAAACUGCAUAAACCAGCAGAUGGAGAAGUGGACACUCUGUGGAAGAGGAGAUCUGGUGGGGUUGCAUUGAAAAAUUUGCAGCUGCAAAAAAUUCAACUUAACAGUCAUAAUAUUGCACCAACUACUGUUUGAUGAGCAACUUCAAAGGGUCAGGUGAGACAAUGCAUAGAAAAUGUAAAUUGGGUUUUAUUUGAUUGAUCAAAUUUUUGUGUUGUAAAAGAAAUCAAAGGACGGCGAUGUAUCAAGAAUGUAUACGAGUAUCUCUCUAAACUCUAAAUGGUCAUAUAAUAGAAAUAGAUCUAGCAUAUUACUUAA
Messenger RNA from Manihot esculenta (cassava), 1098 nucleotides. RefSeq lists its product as uncharacterized. The transcript has a single exon. NCBI's taxonomy places the organism in Eukaryota, Viridiplantae, Streptophyta, Magnoliopsida, Malpighiales, Euphorbiaceae. The record is from RefSeq and is a predicted model, not a curated record. Bases 325 to 915 code for a protein of 196 amino acids.